This is a messenger RNA of Frieseomelitta varia, 3192 nucleotides long. It is a transcript of the gene mirr, whose product is annotated as iroquois-class homeodomain protein IRX-6. The record is from RefSeq and is a predicted model, not a curated record. Gene Ontology annotation, cellular component: nucleus. Gene Ontology annotation, biological process: cell development; neuron differentiation; regulation of transcription by RNA polymerase II. Bases 162 to 2045 code for a protein of 627 amino acids. Gene Ontology annotation, molecular function: RNA polymerase II cis-regulatory region sequence-specific DNA binding; DNA-binding transcription factor activity, RNA polymerase II-specific. NCBI's taxonomy places the organism in Eukaryota, Metazoa, Arthropoda, Insecta, Hymenoptera, Apidae. The transcript has 5 exons.
AAAAAAACAAAGAGGAAAUUGAAAAGGAAUACGCGAAGGAAAAGAAACAAAAGUGAUAUUUGUUUCCGAGUGACUUGGUGAGACUGCAACAGAUGCCACGGCCUGAAAGGAUGAUCGCGUAGCGGCGCCCGACCAUCACGGCCCUGAGUGGCCGACACAUCAUGUCACAGUUCUCUUUCCGAGGAUCACCAAAUCUACAGUGUCCUGUGACAGUGAGCUCGUCGCUGACGUCCUCUUCGGCCUCGCCGGUCUCCGGUACGAUCCUGAGCGCAGGCGGCUCGUCGCUGGUCAGCGUAGCGGGCACCACCACGAAUCAUCCCCUGGGCGUAGCUGCCGGUCUGUCGAACGCGAGGAUGGCGGUGACCAGCGCGGUGGUUAGGCCGCCAGGCAGCCCAACCACGUCGGUCAGCCCGUCGCAGGGUCAUCCGCCGCCGACGACCGGCGGCCCGGCGCCGACCGGACGGUGUUGCGACACUGGAAGACCGAUUUUCACCGAUCCGCUCACCGGCCAGACUGUCUGCUCCUGCCAGUACGAGCUACUCGGCGGUUAUCAGCGACUCGGUGCGCUACCGACGGCCGCGCUCUCCAUGUACAGCGCGCCGUACGCGGCAGCUGCCGCCGCCGCCGCCUCCGAGGGCAUGGCAGCCUAUUUUCCUAGCCUCGGAGCCGAACAGGCGCCCUUCUACACGCCUACGGCGGCUGGCCUCGAUCUGAAGGAGAACCUUGGGGCAGGAGCCGCGGCAGCAUGGCCUUAUCCAUCCGUGUAUCAUCCCUACGACGCCGCCUUCGCCAGCUACCCCUUCAACGGUUACGGGAUGGAUCUUAACGGUGCCCGGCGAAAAAACGCGACGCGGGAAACCACGAGCACGCUGAAGGCCUGGCUGAACGAGCAUAAGAAGAAUCCGUAUCCAACGAAGGGCGAGAAGAUCAUGUUGGCCAUCAUAACGAAGAUGACGUUGACCCAAGUGUCCACGUGGUUCGCGAACGCGCGGAGACGCCUGAAGAAGGAGAACAAGAUGACGUGGGAGCCGAGGAACAGGGUCGAAGACGAGGACAACAACAACGAGGACGACGACAGCGGAAGAAAGAGCGUGGACGAGAAAGACCGGCUAGACUCAAAGGACUCGGGUACCGGAUCGAGCGAAGACGGAGAGCGACCGGCGCAUCGGAUGGACCUUUUGGGCACCAGCGCUGGAUCCACCGGUGUCCAAGGUAGAACCGAGAGCGAAUGGAGCGAGUCGCGAGCCGACAGCGGCCCCGAUAGCCCGGAGUGCCUCUACGACCAGAGAGAGCCGAGGCAUCCGUUGCAGCUUCAGCAUCCGGCGUACCUCGCGUCCUCGCACGGUCGACUGUUGCGCCACCCGUCCCCGGAAAGCACACCACCCAGUAGUCAUCAUCUUCCGCCGACCACGACGACCGCCUCGUCCACCGGCAGCGGGGUCGUCACCACGAAGCCGAGGAUCUGGUCCCUAGCCGACAUGGCGAGCAAGGAUGGUGAUCAGCAGAGUCCAACACCGACCACGAUGACUGGCCUCUCGUCUCCUUACAGCGGAAGCGGUGGCGGCGGCGGUGGUGGAGGAGGGGUUGCUAGCGGAGGCGGGAAGCUGAUGAGCCCUCUGGCCAGUCGUUUGCCACCUCAUCACCCUCUGCACCCCGCAAUGCACACCGGAACGCAAUUCGUUCGGCAUCCGGAUUUCUAUCGGAACCUGUACGGCGCCUCUCACCUUGGAACCGGGGACAUGUCCUUGCUGGAGACUUACUCGAGGACCUUGGGCGGCCUGAGCGGGGUGAUGCCUCCGUCCACCGCCCCCAGCAUACUGACAUCCUCCUCGUCAGCCGUGUCAGCCAGUGGUAACGUUAAACCUUUCUCGAUCAACGGGGGCAGCGGUGGCCCCGGUGGAGGCGGCGUGCUUCUCACCACCGCUGCUUCAGGCCUCUCCCCGUCGUCGUCGUCGACCGCGUCCUCCGGUGGGUCGGAUCAGUCGCCCCACCCGAGCGGAAGCCUACCGUCCACGCAGGAGCUCAAGUCACCGGGUCGAGUGUGAUUUUUUACCUGCGCGGGGACGAUGGACUAAUUAUUGCUAUUAUCAUUAUUAUUAUCAUUAUUAUUAACGAGGAAGUUUCGAGGAACGGGAUCGCCGCGCAGCCGGGUCCGUGCGGCGUCGUGUGGUGUGGAUGACAAUAAUAAUCAGAGACUACAACCUUGUAAUUAGUGUACAGUAACUGAACGAACAACGUCGGGACGAGAUAUAUGAUAUAUACUGCCCCCCAAAUCCCUGGUCUCUCUCUUUCUCUUUCUCUCUUUUUCUCUCCAUGUUCCUAGUCUCUGUUUCUCCCUCUCUCUCUCUCUCUCUCUCUCUCUCUCUCUCUCAUUCUCCGUCUUUUUCGUUUUUCCCCUCUCCUCCUUGGACUAGAUCCUCUGCUACGUACUCCUGUCCCCCUUUACUACUUGAUUCCUGCUGUCUCUCUCUUUCUCUCUCUCUCUCUCUCUCUCUCUCUCUCUCUCUCUCUCUCUCUAUCUCUCUAUCUCUCUAUCUCGUCCGUUGUCGCGCGAGCUCUCCUUCUGUCGUCGACGAGAACGGGACAAGGGAGAAAGAAAAGAUUGGAAAUCGAUCGACGAUCGAGGUGGAAAAAAAAAAAGUUGUAGGCCCCGUGUUUAUUCUCUUCCGUGUAGAGCAGCAGCAGCGCAGCUAACCGCGGUUUAAAAGGAAAAUAAGACAAAAAGAAAAAAAAAGAAAAGAAAGAAAACGAAGAAAAAAGAUACACUCUAUCCUAGGCGUGUCGUCUACUAUGACAGUAAUUAUAUACAUAAAGAAUACUAUAUAUAUAAAUACACGAUAACGAUUAAUAAUUAUUUAUGCGUUUGUAAAUAGUAGAGAGGGCCCAGUAGAGAGCGUCCGGCCAGUGUAUGUAUUGUAUGUAGAGUAGGUACGAUAUUAUUAUAAUAUUGGAGAUCAUAAUUCAUACUAAUGAUGACGACGAUUAUUAUUAUUAUUAUUAUUAUUAUUAUUAUUAUUAAUUAUUAUUACGAUUAAUUAUUAUCAUUAUGGAUUAUUAUUAUUAUGGAUUAUUAUUAUUGUUAUCGCAAUGUUUAUAACAUUAUCGAUUCACAUCGACUCGGUCGAUCAUGACGAGGUAUGGAUCGUUGAUCACAGUGACAGAUUACGGAGGACGCGCGGAGCGCAAGAAAAA